Messenger RNA from Archocentrus centrarchus (flier cichlid), 4060 nucleotides. Its product is annotated as C-terminal-binding protein 1. Gene Ontology annotation, biological process: regulation of transcription by RNA polymerase II. The coding region runs from base 167 to 1498 and encodes 443 amino acids. Lineage: Eukaryota; Metazoa; Chordata; Actinopteri; Cichliformes; Cichlidae. The transcript is spliced from 11 exons. Gene Ontology annotation, molecular function: transcription corepressor activity; NAD binding; oxidoreductase activity, acting on the CH-OH group of donors, NAD or NADP as acceptor. Gene Ontology annotation, cellular component: nucleus. The record is from RefSeq and is a predicted model, not a curated record.
AAGAGGGGGAGCACAUGUGUAUGCUUGUCACUAAGGGGCUGGGAGAAGGACUAAGGGAAGCGAGGUAGCUGGCCACAGCCGCCAUAUGCUGACUGGAUUCCUGUUCAUGUCUGCUGUGUGAAGACUGUAGGUUUCUGUUGUGUGCUGGCCGGCUGGGGAACAUACCAUGGGAAGCUCACAUCUCCUCAACAAAGGCAUGCCUCUAGGCAUCAGGCCCCCCAUUAUGAAUGGGCCCAUGCAUCCACGCCCCCUGGUGGCGCUGCUGGACGGGCGAGACUGCACCGUGGAGAUGCCCAUUUUAAAAGAUGUAGCAACCGUGGCCUUCUGUGACGCUCAGUCCACACAGGAGAUCCACGAGAAGGUCCUAAAUGAAGCUGUAGGAGCACUGAUGUACCACACCAUCACUCUAAUGAGAGAAGACCUGGAGAAGUUUAAAGCUCUGCGUAUCAUCGUCCGUAUCGGGAGCGGUUAUGACAACAUCGAUAUUAAAUCUGCCGGAGAACUCGGCAUAGCUGUAUGUAAUAUGCCAGCUGCCUCCGUGGAGGAAACAGCGGACUCCACGCUGUGUCACAUCCUCACCUUGUACCGACGUACCACCUGGCUGCACCAGGCUCUGCGGGAGGGGACCCGGGUUCAGAGCGUGGAACAGAUCCGUGAGGUGGCAUCGGGAGCGGCGAGGAUCAGAGGCGAGACCCUGGGACUCAUAGGGCUCGGUCGAGUGGGCCAGGCUGUAGCCCUUCGAGCCAAAGCCUUCGGCUUCAAUGUGAUUUUCUAUGACCCUUAUUUGGCUGACGGUGUAGAAAGAUCCCUGGGAUUACAAAGGGUCACCACACUACAGGAUCUGCUCUUCCACUCUGACUGUGUGUCUCUGCACUGCAGUCUCAACGAACACAACCACCACCUGAUCAACGACUUCACCAUCAAACAGAUGCGUCAGGGGGCGUUUCUGGUGAACACAGCAAGGGGGGGUCUGGUGGAUGAGAAGGCUCUGGCUCAGGCCCUGAAGGAGGGGAGGAUACGUGGAGCUGCCCUGGAUGUUCAUGAGACAGAGCCUUUCAGUUUCAGUCAGGGUCCACUCAAAGAUGCCCCCAAUCUGAUUUGCACACCGCACGCUGCCUGGUACAGUGAACAGGCGUCACUGGAAAUGCGAGAGGAAGCAGCCAGGGAGAUCCGAAGGGCUGUGACAGGUCGCAUCCCAGACAGUCUGAAGAACUGUGUCAAUAAAGAGUUCCUCACCCAAAACAACCACUGGGCAGGAGUUGACCCAGCGACCGUCCACCCUGAACUCAACGGGGCUUACAGGUAUCCCCCAGGAGUGGUGAACUUGCCGUCUGGCGGUCUCCCUCCACCUGUCGAAGGCAUCGUGCCGAGCACUGUGCCGAUCGCGCACACCCUCCCGCCUGCUGUCACGCACCCUCCUCACGCCCCGUCUCCAGGACAAAACACAGUGAAGCCACCAGAGGGUGACAGAGAGCAACAUCCAAACGACCAGCUGUAGCCCCUCCACAAACACAAAACACACGCUUGCCCGUGUUGUUUGGUGACUGGUGGUGGUUGGCACAGCAACCGGUGUCAUAGCGAUAAGUUCCCUAGUGACAAGUUGUUAUCGGACAGGUUUGGUGUCAGAUUGACCGGUUGAGGUCCCAAUUACAAUCAAUACACGAGCUCUCUGGCAACUGGUUUCCAACAGCCGUUUCACACUCCAAAGAGGAAGAUGAGGAAGGUGGCGAUGAGCAAAAGGAGUGGAUAGCUGUUGGAUGCCCUCACUAAAGAGCAAGAUAGCUGUCCGCUGCCCCACCCAGAAGUUGGUCUUCUGAUCACUGGAUGAUCUUCAGAUUCCCUGCCAGAAGUAAAAAAAAAAAAAAAAAAAAAUCUAAUAACUAUCUGUUGAUUUGGAAAGAAAAAAAAAAAUACAGAAUCAAAUUCCGCUGUCUUAGACUGUAGUGUGUCCAAAGUUAGAGGGGUGGGGUUUAUGUCUUUCUCUCUUUACUGUGUCCUUUCCUUAGUUUGAUGUACAAACAAAGUUAGUAGGUUAUACAAUGAAUGUAACCUGUCUGUGUACAGUUUUUAGACUUACAACAAGAUGAUACUGAUAUUUGUAUUCCAGUCUUAACAAAAGCAAAGGUGAUCUCUCUAUGUAGCCAAAACAGUUGGAGAAUACAAUAUCUGUUUUUUAUGUCCCCAAAUUAGCAAGCCCCCCCCAAAAGAGGCAGCUUUUUGCACACCAUCUCAGGAAAUUAAGUUUCCGCAGUUGGUAUAUUAAGUUUUUUUUUGUUUUGUUUUGUUUUUUUUUAUUUUUUUAUGCCACUUAGUGCUUUUGUUUUUCUACCUGCUUGCCUUUUGGUGUCCUGCUACAUUAGAAAAAUAACUUUAACAAGAGCUAAAGUUGAACUAAUGUUUGCUUUUGUUAGUUAUGUUAAAGGGGCAUGUGAUUUUGCUCUUGGGACUCGUGUAAACGCUUGACCCAAAUCGAGGGGGUUGCAGGAGGAAAGGCUGCAGGGAGGUGGCAAAAUGGUAUGCUGAGACUGGGACAACUUCUUUCCAUGUCUCUAUUAAUUUAUACAUUGACAAGAUGGCACACUGAAAGUUUGCAGCAGCCCACACUUUGAGAAACAAGGAUUUUAUCUUAGCCUGUCUAAUGACACAACAGUCCCCCUAUCACGCACAGUAACCGUGCAAGUCAUGGAGCAUGAACAGUUUGAUCAAUCACUGAGCCAUGGUUCAUCAUGCUGAAAGUCAGUAUAUAACUGAAGUUGCCCUUGCAGCUAUAGGUUGGUCCAAUGUGCCAGCAGGGUUGCAAAAAACUCUACUUUCCAUUUGAAGCUCUGAACUCACUUGUACAGAUGCCACAUUUAGUUAAGUAAAGUUAAUGCUUGCUGACAGUCAUGUGCAUGAACUUGGAUCAAAUGAAAUUUUCAUUCUUUUUUAGGCUGUUUUAAAAUACAGCGUGAACUCAGCUUGAUUGUCCUUGUUUGUAAAAAGAGAAACGGCCUUCUUGUGAGAACAAAUACACGCUAUUUCUCGAAAGCAAGUAAAUACAAACAGAUUUCUCCAGACUACUAUCCCUUUAACCUUUCAAGAGGGGGUCCUUCCUGAGUAUACCGUUUAGCCACCCUCUGUGGCCUCUGUGUCUAUGUGUACAUAUGGUGUUCUGCCUGCCUGUGUCAAUGUGAGUUGGUUGUAUCUGUGUCUAAAAAAAGCAGCACUGGGAGGAGGGGCGGUGGCUUGUGCUCUCCACAAAGCAUCAUUACAAAGGCUGCCAUUAACUAAAUACUUAAAACAAACUGAAAGCACUUUGGAAUUGACUUCAGACUUAGCCUAGCAAUCUCUCAGUAAUUAAAGCUUUUACUGAUUACAUUCCCACAAUGUAAACGAGAAACCGAUAAUGUCACGCGAGCGGAAAAAUCUCCCGAACUCUUUUUCUCUCUGGAAUAUUUAUUAGCAAUUCCAGCUGCUGUGUUGUUGAUGUUACUGGGCCUGCUGAGUGAAGGUGCUUUCUCAUCCCCUCCUACCAGCAGCUGAGUAGUAAAAACAGUUUACUGUUGCCUACCUGGUCUUCGUCAUGGUUAGGUAGUAAGCGUAGCAAUCAGGGAUGGAAAUUUCACCAGCGAUAUCUGAAAGGGGCGUCUCGCACACAUGGUACUGCCAGGCUAGAGCCCCGAAAUCCUUGACAUCGCGCUGAAAUGCUUGAACUUGAAUCUUAAACUUUCCUUAACAGAUCAUGUAACCAUUUUCUGGAGGAGAAACUCUUUGCUAGUUCUUUCUGAAACAAACUGCAAGUAUUCCUCCUUUAAAAUGACGGGUGCCGCAUCAGAUUAGCUAUUAAAAUGUCGAGAUGCUUCGAUUUCCAUCCCUGGUAGUAACACACAGUCCACUGUUGCCUACCUUGGUCCCCUUUAUGGUAAAGUAGUAGGCGUAGCAAUAUACAGUACAUACAUAAUCUAUAUUCUACAGUAAAUAUCAUUAUUUUUGGUCAAAACUGACAACCUGACAAAGAUACGUUUGUGACUGUAUGCAUUUGUAUGAAUUAUUUUAAAAGAAAUAAACUGUGGAAAGGUAA